GCUGACGGUAGCCUGCGAAGUUUGUUUUGGUUUGUUCAUAUGGUUUGUUUUGAUGGUGCUUUGGGGAUUUCUCGCUGCAAACAGCUGAUGUGAUGCAUUGCCGCUGCUGCCUUUCCUCUUGUCCAAAUAUGUGAGACCGUUGCUAGGCGUCCCCGUGCAUAUAACUUGCGGGAUCAAAUUGGCGCCUUGCAGCGAGGCGCAUUCCAGAAACCAUGGCCGCGCCGGAGACGUCGUCGUUCGAGGCGCUGCCAACCGAAAUUCUCUUCAAGAUAUUUUCUUUACUGGACGCCCAGUUCAUUGACCAAGUAAUCGGAAAGCUGUGCACUCGUUUUGCGCUGGUGCUCAGCGAUCCCAGCUUUUGGCAAGCAAAGCUGGUCACUACGUGGCCCAAGCCGUACCCUGUACCAGCAGAUGAGAACUUCGACUGGAAAGAAGCAUGCGUUCAAAGGGAGCGGCACUUCAACCAGUGGACCAACUGGGAGGAUGAGAUGAAAUCCAUUCGUAUUGCUGACGCACACAUAGGGCUGAUACACUCAGUCCUGUUGAUGAAUGGUGGGUCAUUGUGUGUCACUGGGUCUCGUGAUCGAGAUCUAAAAGUUUGGGAUGUCAGGGACCGGGACAGAGCUACGGAAGGGGAAGGCCUUCCCCUUCAUACGGCCACUGACGCGCAUGAGGGUUGGAUUUGGGCGCUGCACUGUGUAGGCAACAAGCUGCUCACCAGUUCUUUUGACAGCACCCUCAAGCUGUGGGACGUUGAGUGUGGACUCCGCGAACUCAAAUGCUUCACUGUCAAGGCACCAGUGUUGACGAUCUGUAGCUCUGGCGGGGAAUUCGUCCUCGGCAGCUCUGAUGGGGUCAUGUACCGGUAUGACUUCCGAGAAUCAAGAGAGCCAUUGCGAUAUUGUGCUGCCCGGGGCGUCAUCACCUGUAUGGCUGCCGAUGACCAAACAAUCUUGGCAGGCACCAAUGCGGCAGGACUGUAUGCCAUUGAUCGUCGUGUGAGGAAGUUCAGGCCCGACUUGGCCAUGCGUUUCAAGCACAGCUCUGUGACUGCCCUGUCUUUUGAUUCGCGCCAGCUAUGGAUGGGAAUGGGGAAUGGGACCAUUUAUACAGUCGAUAUGACAUCGAGUCCUUCCAAGAUUAUCCAGACUGUAGACGUGCCUCCAUCAGAACCACGUGGCAUGGUGUCCAGCAUCCAACACACCUUGGGCAGUGUGCUGGUGUCGUUUGUCAACAGGCCCAUGGUUGUCCUGGAGCCAACGCUCGAGCCAGCCGUGAUUGCCUGGGGGCCCCAGCAGCAGCAAGUGUCUCGUUUCCACUUUGACGGCAGAACGCUGGCAACAGUGGGUUCUGAAGUUCUUGAGGUUUGGCACCCAAAGUGCAAGACUGGAAUCGUGUGACCAGAAAUGGAACGUGCGCUGUGAUAACAAUAUGCAGCUUUUUUUGCAGCUCAUUGCAAGAACCCCCUGACAUGAAGUUCAAGAAAAUUGCAGGCGUAAUAGUUGUGGAAGCCCCAGUAAAUGAUCAUCUGAUGCAUGCGCUGUUGUACUCACGCACUUGAAUUUCAGGUGAUGCGAUUAAUCUUUAUUUCCAAUUUAUCAUCAAAUUUAAUUGUUUAGAAGACUUCAGCAGAUUUCUGUGCAGUUGAAACUUUGAUGUCAAUGUUUUUUAUCCAAUAAUGACUUGUGUGCUUAGGCCAGCCCGAACAUUAUUUUGAUAGUGAAGCAUGAGCAAUAAUGCGGGUGGCUUGUUUCACGAAGCAAGGACUAAAAGGAUGCCGGUGCUACUGUAAUAUUUUUGUAUAGCAGUAAUUCGAGCCUCUUUCAUGUUCCAGCAAUGCAAAGUUGUGCCUUGUGCACACGCCUUGUCGCUUUUAGUGUAUAAUACUUCAUAUCAUAUAUUUGGCUCAUCUGUCAAGGCAUUUAAUGAAUGCAGACACUCUUUUGCUGUUGUCAAGAGUGCCCAGCCUGUUACGAUAAAGGCUAUAUACUGUUUACCUGUAAUACAUAUAUAAUUACUUGUAAUUAGGUUAUAAUUACAAGAGACUAACUUAUUUGUAAUACUUAUCUAUGUGUACAUCUUCCUUAUGAAAUAAGGGUGAGACUCAUUUUGACGUUUGUAUAUUUAUAAUUAAAAAAUCUUUUCGGUGA
Messenger RNA from Dermacentor silvarum, 2150 nucleotides. RefSeq names its product F-box/WD repeat-containing protein 9. The coding region runs from base 213 to 1400 and encodes 395 amino acids. Gene Ontology annotation, molecular function: protein binding. The transcript has 9 exons. Lineage: Eukaryota; Metazoa; Arthropoda; Arachnida; Ixodida; Ixodidae. The record is from RefSeq and is a predicted model, not a curated record.